AUGUCAGAUCAACGUCGUACAAGUUCUCGGACAUGUGUAACAAAAAAAACAUCUUUGCCGACAGUGACUCAAAAUGUACGAAAAACAGCAAAUAAAUCACGUAAAAUAAAUCAUCAAACUUCAUCAGAUACAAAUUCCGCAACUAGACGUCAUGAAUCUCCUGAUAUUCAGAAUUCUACAAAACGAACUCGAUUAGAUUCGGUUAAUUCUAAUAAACUGAAUCAUAAGAAACAAAAAGAUGUUUCUUAUAAUGAUGAUACCGAUGAUAAAAUAGAUCGAUGUGCAAUUUGUUUGGAUGAUUGUACUGAACCAAAACAACUUGAUAAAUGUACUCAUAUAUUUUGUACAGCUUGUAUAGAUCAAUAUUUUGAAACAGUUAAACCACAAUGUCCAUGUUGUUUUACUAUUUAUGGAGAAAUUCGAGGUAAUCAACCAUUAAAUGGUACAAUGACUAUUGAUACAUCUAAACAUCGUCUACCCGGUUUUGAACAUGAUUCACGUGGUACAAUUAGAAUAGUUUAUCAUUUUCCUAAUGGAAUUCAAGAUGAAAGUCAUCCUAAUCCCGGUACACCAUAUCACGGAACAACUCGUACAGCAUAUCUACCAGAAAAUCGUGAAGGUCGUCAUGUACUUAGUUUACUUCAGAAAGCUUUUGAAUUACAACAAAUUUUUACCGUGGGUCAAUCUCGAACAACCGGUUACGAUAAUGUUAUUACUUGGAAUGAUAUUCAUCAUAAAACAAAUGUUAAUGGUGGAAUGGAAAAUUUUGGUUAUCCAGAUAAAACGUAUCUUAAUCGUGUUAAACAAGAAUUAGCAGCGAAAGGUAUCAAAUGA
Molecule: messenger RNA, 834 nt
Organism: Adineta steineri
Lineage: Eukaryota; Metazoa; Rotifera; Eurotatoria; Adinetida; Adinetidae
Source: the annotation of a GenBank genome assembly